UACAUUAUAUAUAUAUGUACGUGUGUAUUUGUUUUAUUUUCCUGUUUGCGAAACUACACAGAUUGAGAGAGAUUUUGGAGACUUUGGAUACUCAGAAAUAGCAAGCAAAAUAUAAAAAUUGCACACAAAGGAAGCACAAGAGAAUUUGAAAAACUGCCCACAAACACGGAAUUUGAAUGUCUAUAAAAUUGAGAUGCUAAAAUUUCAUUACAACAGCACCAGGGAAUUGUAAGUGUCUGCAUAACUUAAAUACUUAGCGAAAAUGGGCAGAUCUUUUGUGCUUUGGUCUCUGCUGCUAGCGUUUUGUAUCUCAAUUCAACUCAACAAUGUUCGAGCACAAUCCAAUUACGUACAGCAAGGCGAUAGCGGAAACUACACGACAAAUGGACUACCUGAGGAGGCAACUUUGGAUGGCAAGGUAACCAAAUUGGAUGACAUUAGCCCUUUGAUAUUUUUAAAUCGUACAAAAGCAGCCCUCAAUUGCGCCGCUGGUUCGAUGCAAGUCGAUAUGAAAUUUAAUGAACCAUUCCAUGGUAUCAUCCAAGCCGAUUACGAUCGCAGCAGCGCCUGUCGAGUGAGUGGCAAAGGUGCACUAAGCUAUAGAUUAGAGUUGCCACUCAAAGGUUGUGGUACUAUUCAGAAUCCUACUCGUGUUUUUACCAAUAAUAUAAUAGUGCGCUUCCACGCCAAUCUGGAAAUGGAUGGAGAUGAAAUUAUUACCAUUGUGUGCCGCUAUCCACCGCCUAUACCUUCACUGCCACCAGCUUUACCAGCUCCUAUUUUGAAUCCCAUCGCCACAGGCUCCGUUUUACAGCCACCAUUAAAGGGUAUCCAAUUACUACUCAUAAUUUGCGCAAUCAUGUUCCUGACUUUACUGCUACUUGGAUUGGCUGUUUCAUACUACUGCCUACGCAGCCGCCCAAUACCUGUUGUUCGCCGCCUUCCGAUGUCAAUGGGAAGUGGAUCGGAAAUCACCAAAUUAAGUGGCAGUAGCAUGGGUAAUAUUAGCGCCUUCGAGGGUGUUAAAAUACCUCGUGCUAUUGUGCCACUGACAGCUGUGCAUAGCUCAUCGGGUAGUGAAGGUGCGCUCAUACCUUCGGACUACCCUAGUGAGUCACAUUCUGAAAUCGAAGAAAUCGAUACGAGAUCACUGCCAUUCAGCUCAGCAGGUAGCUUUGAGAAUCGAGCAUUUGUUCAAGAGACUUCCAGCAUUUAUAGCGAUCAUUAUGGACACACUCAAGAAGUACAGGCUGCCAAUGCUUUAGCUACUUCAGUCCCGCGACAUCCUAUAGCUAUCAAGGAAUCGUCGUCACCGAAGUUCGACGUGCAAGUUCGCGUUAAGAAAUCGCCGCCACCACCUCCUUCUCCCGUUACUUCAGACACGGAGAGUGUUGCUACACUCCGUCCAGAUCGCAAUAAUUUAUCUACUAUUAUGGAGACACAUGAGGACCGUGAGAGUGUAAUAACUAUGAAUUCCCUGCAACCACAAGAGGAGACUAUACAGACACAGUUUACUUAUGUUCCUGAAUUGCACCCGGCACCGAAACAUACCGUUGAAGUUUCGCCACCACCACCACCACAGCCAGUGUUCUCUGUAUAUGCACGCACCCACCACGAAAUGGUUGAUGGUCGUCCAGAGACUUGGUCAGACUUUACCGAUGCGCCAACAGUUAGUGAGGUCACAGAUAUGACAUCCGAGGCACCUGAUAUACACUCGGUCGGGGAAAUGGUCGAUAGCAGCCACUUCUUUGAAGCAGAGUAUCUACCACCAGAGCCACCGAUUGUGGUGAAAAAGCCACAGGUUACAUCUCAUACUGUAGAUGAUGUCUAUUUGCGCACAAUUACCGAAAAGAAGACAAUUGAAGAUAUUGAGAGUCAUAAGCGACGUGUUACUGAGUACAAGGCAAAACCAAAACCAUUGCCACCUCCAAUUCCCGAUCCGACUUGGGAUGUAAAAAUACGCAAUUAUCCAACUGAACGUGAACAGCAGCGAUGGGAGAAUUUCUCUGAUAUCUCCAGCGCAUCUGGUAUGACUCUAACACCAAAAAUGGAGCGUUCCGAAUUAAGCUUGCCAAUUGUACCCAAGGAACCGCCUCAACAAAUCUAUGAUAACAAAGAGAAACUUACCAGCCCGCAGCUAGUGGGUAACAUGAAACCUAUCGAAAUGCCACCAGAAGAUAAAGCAGUGCGGAAUUGGGGUGUACUGAUAAGGGUUUUAGAAGAACCGGAACUCUCUGAAGCAGAUGAUGUUAGCUCGGUGCAUUCCAGUGUACAUCCACUAACUCGUUAUAUCAGUUACGAUGACAAAGCCAAGUGGAAAGAAAUAAUCACUACAGAAUCGUCGUUGCGUACAAUGCUCACUGAAGCAGUAGUACGGGAAGACUUCGAACGUAUUCGUCAAGAUACACGUUAUGAGCGUAUCUUCGAGCCGCAAACUUGGGAUGUAAUCAUACGCAUACUGGCGCCACCACCAGAUGAUGAGUCCGAUGUCGAAAUGCGUGCACCUAAGAGAACAAAGAAAACUCAACCCUGGGAUACACGUUCAAGACGCAGCUCCUUGCCAACUUUGUACGAAUAUGACAGUGAUGGUGGAUCAUCUGUCCGUACCAUACGCCAAGAUCCAAGUAUGCCACUGCGAGACAGUAACUUUAAUAUGAAUCGUUCACGACGUUCAUCACGAACCUCAUAUCACACCGAUCAUAAUGAUUUCCGUUCUAUGUCAGAAGUGACAGUGGAUUUCGGAAGACCCGAUCACUUAGACAAUAUUUCCGAUGCAAGUUCAUUCUAUCCAAUGCAUUAUUACGACGACGAGGAUAGACGCUCAUUCCAUCGGUCUGUUAGUCACCCAUCGCUAGCACGUUCGGCCAGUGAAUUCACGGAACACUGGGCAGCACCAGAUGAGAUUUCUUCGCCGGAAGCUACGCCUAGAUCUCGCCGAUCGCAACGAAUGGCAACCUUCCAACCGCGUAUACCGGCUCCGCCACCUCCACCACGCUCCGGUCAAAUUGUGGCGCAGACACAGAGUCAAUAUGUGGAAUCACGCCGCAGCACAACCUUCCAUACUGAGAAUGAAGCAACGCGUUCUGGUGACUGGUAAAUGUGAUGUUUUGCACAGCUAACAUACAUACGUACAUCCAUGCGUAUGUACAUAUAUUAAGGACCAUCAUGAUUGAAAUAUGUUAAGGUGUUGCAAUAAUGUUUUAAGAACAAAUCAAUCGAUUGCCAACUACAACAAUUCGUAAAGAUGUUUAUGUACAUAUGUAAAUUCACACCUACAUACAUAUGUAUGUAUGAAACUGUGUGGCAUGCAGGUGUGCUUUGAUUUUGUAUUAUUUUAAAAGUAAAUUCUUAUGUAUGUAUGUAUGUAAAGUUGACUUUUAACAAUACAUACAUAUAUGUAUAAUGAAACAAUUAAGUAUUGUGACUUUAAGUCCAAAUUAAGAUCAAUUUAGUAAAAAUAACAAAAGAAAAAGAGAAUAUACAACAAAAGUGCCAAUAAGAAAAUAUCCUCUUGCGUUCAGCACGUUCGUAAUUAAUAAAUAAUUUAACUGUGCUUAUGCAUGCACACGCUACAUAUAUACUCAUAAUAUUAACAUUUCUACUCUUAUAUAUAAAUAUAUAUGUAUAUGUAAAAUAGAAAUAAUAUUUGAACGGAACUGAAUGUGUAAGCCCAACUAAAGGAGGAAGAGCAAUUUUAUGUUAAUUUUCUUACGCACACAUUGAUGUAGUGAUGUAUAUAUGUAUGUGUUAUACUCUGACUAUGUGCUCUCGCAGAUUGCAGAGAGUUCAGUGGACCAUUGUUAAACGAUAAUACAAUAUGUGUACGAGUUAUGCGGAAUACUAGUCGAGAGACAUGUUAAUAUGAGGGAAGAGAGAAGACGUUCAUUUCCCUAAAAAGUCCUUUAGCAACAGAAAGUUUGAAAGACUAAAUUUAUUUGGAAUAAAACUGUUUUUUUAUUCAAAAACGCAAUAGAAAGAUUUACGGAACAGAAAAUUAGUUAUAUGAGAAAUAUUUAUCUUAAUAUAUAAAAUUGGGUUUUGAAGGUUUAAUAGCUAUAAUACCGAUAUGUGAGAUAUCGUAGGACUUCAUUCUUCUACAAAACCAAGUUUCUUGGUACCCAAAAAACAUGUGUACAUUAUUAAUCAAUUUGAUGACUAAAUAUUUAUAGAUAUUCGAAAACAAUUCAAGAAAAUAAAAUUAAUCUUUAACAUGAAUUGCCAUGUAUUGCGGCUUACGCAUACACAUUUCGUUUAAAAAAAAAGAUCGAAUACCCUUCAGAUUCAAACUUUUUCAUUUUUUUCACGCACUCUUCAUAGGAAAUAUAAACUCGUUAUUUGAAACUCAUUAGUACGCUUUGUACUGAUUAUUUUUUUAUUUUGUAAAUAGCAAAAGGGAAAAUUGUAUCUUUAAGCUAAGUUAAACAAACCUACAUACAAAUAUGUGUGAAAAAGCUGGAAAAGUUUGAAUGAUAUUAACUUAAAUGCUUAAACAAUUAAAUUUUUUAGCAAGUAGUAUAAAUUAACUCAAAAGUAUAGAGGUGGUGGGACUUCGCUGCAAUCUGCUUAAUACUAACUGAAUUCAAACUCGAAACAAACAAGCGCACAAACAAAGACACAAAUAUAUGUAGCUAAAUAGUAAUAGCAGCUUAUUUCAAUCAUUUACUCGUACAUAUGUAUGUACUAACUGCUUCUCUACAAAACAGCAAAAAUACUUAAAUACUCCAGCAAGAUGAUCAAUAAAGUAAUUAAGAUUUUAUGCGCUCGCAAGAACUGGCCGCGAAACAAUCUAUGCUUAAGCUCGAAUUUCUCGACCAUUAUCUGCAAGUAUUUUAUGAAAACUUUAAACGUUUAAAACCUUUUUUCUUAUAUGUUAAAAAGUGUGUAUUUAAAAGUAAACAAAUGUAUUGUAUAAAAUUAUAAUAAAGCCUAAAAUUAGUUAUAUUGUACGAAUUCAUGCUUCCGAUAAAGUGAAUUAGUAUAUUAAUGAAUAUAUACAUACAAAUAUAUUUUUGCUUACAAAAUCACAUUUUCUA
This is a messenger RNA of Ceratitis capitata (Mediterranean fruit fly), 5033 nucleotides long. RefSeq lists its product as uncharacterized. Lineage: Eukaryota; Metazoa; Arthropoda; Insecta; Diptera; Tephritidae. Bases 263 to 3097 code for a protein of 944 amino acids. The transcript is spliced from 8 exons. The record is from RefSeq and is a predicted model, not a curated record.